AAAAAAAUUAAUAGGGAUACACCUAAUAUUUGAACUACCCGAAGAAAAGAGCAAAAAUGUUUACGGCUACGAAGCUUUUCAUCAAAUGUUUGUUCUUCUGUAUUGUUUUGCUAGGAAGCGUAAUGGAAGUCCAUGCUUUAGUUCGUUCCUAUAAGUUUGAAUUGAUAAAUUCAUUACACACUAGACUAUGCUACAGCAAGACUAUGCUAACGAUAAACGGACAAUCCCCGGGGCCGACUAUAUAUGCUAGAAGGGGGGAUUUGAUCAUAGUUGAUAUUGUUAAUCGCGCAGACCAAAAUAUAACCGUCCACUGGCAUGGAGUAAAGAUGCCAAGGUAUCCAUGGUCAGAUGGUACCAACUUUGUGACACAAUGCCCAAUUAGGCCCGACAAAAGGUUUAGACAACGGAUUAUCCUCUCUGAUGAAGAAGGCACAUUGUGGUGGCACGCUCACAGUGAUUGGUCUCGGAAUACAGUGUACGGCGCCAUCGUGAUUCUCCCGCCGAGGAGGGAGACUUAUCCAUACCCCAAGCCUUAUGCUCAUCAUCCCAUCUUAAUUGGAGAGUGGUGGAGUGUUGACGUGCAACAAAUGAUGGAGGAAUUUCUAAAAAAUGGAGGCGAUCCUCAACCUUCGAAUGCUUUCCUCAUCAAUGGUCAACCCGGAGACUUGUAUCAAUGCUCAUCACAAGAUACAUACAAGAUCCAUGUGGAAUUCGGCAAGACUUACCUGAUCAAAUUGGUAAACGCUGUGAUGGACAACAUCAUGUUCUUCAAAAUAGGAAACCACAACUUCACCGUCGUCGGCUCUGACGGAGCCUACACCAAGCCGAUGCAGACAGAUUACGUGGCGAUAUCCCCGGGCCAGACCAUCGAUCUGUUGCUUGAAGCCAACCAGGCGCCCGGCCAUUAUUACAUGGCCGCUAGAGUAUACGCCAGCGGAGGAGAAGUCGUGACCAUCCCCGCCACCGCAAUCAUCGACAAUCGGCUUAGAAGCAUAGGAAACAACGUCGACGUUCCUAAGAAGGUGACAAAGAAGUUAUUCUUCACCCUUUCGAUGAAUCGAAAGCUGUGUCCCGAAAGCUGGUGCUUGAGUGACACUAGGCUUGCUUCUAGCGUCAACAACUUAUCCAUGGUGUUGCCCGCGACCGACAUUUUGCAGGCUUACUACCGAGGAAUCGAUGGAAUUUACACCCCUGAUUUCCCCGACUUUCCACCUUCUGUUUUUGACUACACACGAGAUAUCAUGCGCAAGGAAAAGUCGGCCACGCGAUAUGGAACAGCCGUUAGUGUUUUGGAGUAUAACUCGACGGUAGAAGUGGUGUUUCAAGCGACCAGCAUCGCCGGAGGCAUUGAACAUCCCAUGCAUUUACAUGGAUACAGUUUCUAUGUCGUCGGAAUUGGGCUCGGGAACUUUGACCAAAUCCGGGAUCCACGCAACUAUAAUCUCAUCGACCCGCCAUUGAUGGAAACCAUAGGCGUGCCCAAAAAUGGAUGGACCGCUAUAAGAUUUAAGGCUAACAAUCCAGGAGUUUGGUACAUGCACUGCCAUUUCGAACGUCAUCAGAGCUGGGGAAUGAAGAUGGUGUUUAUCGUUAAGGAUGGAGAACAACCCCACGAGAAGAUGCUUCCGCCACCGCCAGAUAUGCCGAGCUGUGAGACGCCGCCUCCCCAGUUACUGUUUAGGAUUUGAAUGUUGUUUAUUAUGUUUAUAUUUAUUUUUUUUUUGAAAUACAUGAAACAUAAGUAAUCAAAUCUCAAUUUAGAAAAGCUGACUUGCUAGAUAUUUGAUAUGAUACAUUGUGUACUCUUCCUAGAAUAAUGUGUUUUCCAUAUAGGAUGGAUGGUGUCAGUUUUUUUAGCUUAAUAGAAAACAUGCUAUACUCCUUUUUUAAGCAAUACUACAAUAUAACUUAUUCAUA
Molecule: messenger RNA, 1917 nt
Organism: Salvia hispanica
Lineage: Eukaryota; Viridiplantae; Streptophyta; Magnoliopsida; Lamiales; Lamiaceae
Source: RefSeq, a predicted model, not a curated record